GCAUCGUCUUCCUCUGUUUUGCCAGGGCCAACCAAGCCAACGGGUCGAGUUGAACCAACGCCAUUACGAGAGAAGAGGGGUUGGGGAGGUAGACGAGUGGCGUAGGGAACUCGGUCGUGGGGCGGUAGAGUGAGCGAGUGAGAGAGAGGCAGGGCUGUCACGAGCGUGGGCAGGCGAUCGCGGGAGCGAUGACGACGGCGGCCGGCAUGCCGGGGUUGCCGGUGGGCUCGGCCGCCGCGGCUGGGGUUCCCGCGGCGCCCGAGGUGGCGGCCAGGGACGCGGUGAUCGGCUGGUUCCGCGGCGAGUUCGCGGCCGCGAACGCCAUGAUUGACGCGCUGUGCGGCCACCUGGCGCAGAUCGGCGGCGGCGGGCCCGAGUACGAUCCCGUCUUCGCCGCGAUCCACCGCCGCCGCGCCAACUGGUUCCCCGUCCUCCACAUGCAGAAGUUCUACCCCGUCGCGGACGUCGCCGCCGAGCUGCGCCGAGUUGCGGACGCCCGCGCCGCCGCAGGGUCCUGCUGCUACUCCGAGGAGGCCGCGUCCACGGUGAUCCACGAGCCCAUGGAAGAGGCUGAGGCUGAGGCUGAGGCUGAGCCCGAACCCGAGCAGGAGCACGAGCAGGAUCCGGCACCGGCGGCCGAGCUGGCUGACGGCGCCGUGGAGUACCACGAGCCGGACGUGGAAGUUGAUUCAUCGGGAGAUUCGUCGGAGCGGAAGCCCCCCUCCACCGAAGAUGACACCGUCGCAGACGGACAUCAUACUGAUCAAGGAUCUCAAGGGGAACACAGCCUACCAGAGAGCUAUCCCAUCUGCUCUGACCACGAGGAGUGCAUUGCCCGUCCUGAGAGGAUCAAGAUCCAGAAAGGUUUCGUGGCCAAGGAAUCCGUGAAGGGGCACAUGGUUAAUGUCGUGAAAGGCUUGAAGAUAUAUGAAGAUGCGUUUACGACAUCAGAGAUCAUGAAAGUUGCAGAUUUCAUCAACGAAAUUCGUCAGGCUGGCAGAAAUGGAGAACUUUCAGGUGAGACUUUCAUAUUCUUCAACAAGCAGAUCAAAGGAAACAAGAGGGAGAUCAUACAGCUUGGUGUACCGUUAUUUCAACCUACCACAGAGGAUGCUAAUUGUCACACAGAACCAAUCCCCCUUGUCCUGCAGGCUGUCAUUGACCACCUUGUUCUUUGGCGUUUAAUACCAGAAAGCAGGAAACCAAAUAGUGUCGUCAUCAACUUCUUCGAUGAGGAUGAACAUUCGCAGCCCUACUUCAAGCCUCCCCAUCUUGACAACCCCAUUUGCACUCUUCUGCUGUCUGAAACCACGAUGGCAUUUGGCAGGUCACUUGUCACUGACAGCAACGGUAACUACAAAGGACCUCUCACACUUUCACUAAAGCAAGGGUCCUUACUAGUGAUGCGUGGGAACAGUGCCGACAUGGCGCGACAUGUGGUGUGCCCGUCGUCCAACCGGCGCGUGAGCAUCACGUUCGCAAGGGUGAGGCCAUCGACGCCGGUGGACAUGAGCCCACUCCCGUCCCCCACCAAGGCCAUGACACCCUGGCAGCCGCAGCCGGUCACGGCCUCCCAGGUGCCGUCGCCCGUGAGCAUGACGCAGAAGCCCCCGGUCAGCGGUGCCAUAAUCGGUUAUGCCCCGACCCCGCAGGCCGUGCUGGCGCCCGCAGCCUGGGGCAUGGCCAUGCGCGCGCCCGUCAUGAUGGUGGCUGCAGCGCCUGCGAGGCCCAUGGUGAUGGCCUCAUCGGGCACCGGCGGCGGCAACAUCAGCAAGCGGAUGGGCCGCAGCGGCACCGGCGUGUUCCUGCCUUGGACGGUCGGCCCGAAGCGGUACAACAAGCACCUUCCACCGCGCAUCCAGAAGCGCCGGUUCUCGGCGAUGAUGUCGCCCAUCGAGGCGCAGGGCUGAGGACCCGCCCGACGUCAUGUCGCCGUCAAACCGAACGGCCAAGAUCAAGUAGGACCCGGUGCAACGAGCCACCGUUUAAUUCCUAGGGUUCUUGGAGUGUUUUUUUUUUCUCUCUCGUCGUCGAGUCAAAAAAAGAAAAAAGAAAAGAAAUGGUCAAAACGCGCGGACAGUGAGUUUGGACGUCUGUGUAUUUCGGUGACCUGUGUUUUUUUUUUUCUCUGGAGGGCUUUUGGUCCGCAUGUAAUUUAGCCGGGUUUGUGACUUGUGACUUUGUGAGUGAGUAGCGGAGUUUAGAAGCGGUAGAAGAAUAUGGGUCUAGGGAUAGGUGAAGUCAGAAUCAGGACAAGGUUUUUCGUUUGUUUUCAUCCUUCUUUUUUCAGUUUUUUAAGAUG
Zea mays is the source of this 2302-nucleotide messenger RNA. RefSeq names its product oxidoreductase, 2OG-Fe oxygenase family protein. Gene Ontology annotation, biological process: mRNA catabolic process. Lineage: Eukaryota; Viridiplantae; Streptophyta; Magnoliopsida; Poales; Poaceae. The coding region runs from base 189 to 1910 and encodes 573 amino acids. The record is from RefSeq and is marked validated. Gene Ontology annotation, molecular function: demethylase activity; mRNA binding. The transcript has 7 exons.